GCCCCCCUCCACUCUGUUCCUGUACCACGUGACACAGAAAUCAUUCAUUUAAGGCAGCAGCCUGACAGUUGUUGUUGUUUUGUGCUCCUGCUGGCCCCGCCCACCUGUCCCUCCUAUAACAUCAGCCUUCAGACCGCUGUGCUGGCACAGCUGCAGACCUGCUCCUUAUCCUCACAUGGACCUGAAACAAGUUCUCUGAAAAUGGAAGCGAACAUUGUUGUUAUGGGCACAGAGAGUGUCGGGAAAUCAGCAAUGACUGUGCGUCUCUUGACUCGGAGAUUUAUCGGUGAAUAUGGAGACAUCGAAUCCAUCUACAGCCAGAGUUUUAUAGUAGAUGGGAAGGAUAUCACCCUGAAUAUCUGGGACUCACCUUACUCUCAGGAUUUGUCUGUUGAAACGUCACCCUUCCUUAAAAAGGUCCAGUGGGCCGAUGGUUUCGUCCUGGUCUACAGCAUCUGUGACAGAGCCAGCUUUAACGCCAUCAGCAGGCUGGUUCAGAGGAUCAAGUCCACCAAAGACUGCCUCACCGGGGAUAAGGUCCCCAUCGCGAUAGUGGGCAACAAAAGGGACCUGCACCACAGACGGACAGUGCUGAGUGAGGAGGGCCGGAUGCUGGCCCUCAACAUGGACUGCCUCUUCUAUGAGGUCUCGGCUGCAGAGAACUACCACAGCGUUUUCUCUGUGUUUAACAGCCUCGUGGACAGGAUGAAGGAUGCCAAGCUCACCACAAAGAGGCCUCUGAGGUUUAAGGGCCUAGUGAAAAGCAUGUCUGCUGUGUUUUCCAGAAGAAGGACAGAUUCCUUUUGAGAGCAUGAUGGAGAUGGAAAGAGAAGCUGGACAACGUAUCCGUUUAAUAAUUAUGUGAAAAGACUGAAUUAAAAAAAAGCCAUUAAACUUCAGAAAUUUUGAACUGUUUCAGAUUUCUGCUGUAACCCCAAACUAAACAUGGGAAAUGGCUUUGAACUUUCUGACCUGUAAAAAACUGUUUAGUGCAGAAAGUGUGUGUUAUGUUUAAUCUUUAUUUAUCUGUUUUUUUAUUUAAAAAAAAAUCGUACCCUGGUUUAUACUGUCUUUACACAUAAUUCUUCACGUACGAAGUUACUGAGAGAUGCUUAUACCAAAUAUACAGUCGUAAGUCAACUUUUUCCAAACAUCUGUCUUUUAAAGUCGAAAACUUCACGAGUCAAUUUAUACAUUAUUAUAUACAUGCAUUUUUUUGUGUAAUAAUGCAUAAAUAAUAAUAAAAAACACAUUUCCCUGUAUACAGUCUAGGUUUUCAAAGCAGUGAAAGUCAGUUUGGUUAAGGUGUAAAAAUUUGGUGCAGAGAAAGGAGUGCAGCCUGGAGAAUAAUGUCUGUCCUGCUAAAUUAGAGAAAAAGGUUGUGUGUUUUUUUUAUAUGUCUUUUGAAAUCCUUGAAUGUGAAACAUUAUUGUUUACAGCCACAAUAAAGAAUAAA
Messenger RNA from Fundulus heteroclitus (mummichog), 1456 nucleotides. RefSeq lists its product as uncharacterized. Bases 202 to 807 code for a protein of 201 amino acids. The transcript is spliced from 4 exons. Lineage: Eukaryota; Metazoa; Chordata; Actinopteri; Cyprinodontiformes; Fundulidae. The record is from RefSeq and is a predicted model, not a curated record. Gene Ontology annotation, molecular function: GTPase activity; GTP binding.